Messenger RNA from Drosophila arizonae, 4474 nucleotides. RefSeq names its product membrane associated guanylate kinase, WW and PDZ domain containing protein magi (gene Magi). Gene Ontology annotation, biological process: signal transduction. Lineage: Eukaryota; Metazoa; Arthropoda; Insecta; Diptera; Drosophilidae. Gene Ontology annotation, cellular component: cytoplasm. The record is from RefSeq and is a predicted model, not a curated record. Gene Ontology annotation, molecular function: protein binding.
UUUUAGGCAACGUUUUCUCAAUGCACGUUAGAUAAUGCGCGGAUGAUGUCAAAUGUGCUCGAUGAAUAACUAACGUCCAAUGACAUUGUGAACACGCGAUAAUAAUUAGCAAAAAACUAGAGAAAACACUUCAUAAAUUAUAUACGAAUCAAAUAAAUAUAAAAUUAUUAAACUCGCAAUGGCAAACAGAUAGUCGAGGCUGAGGGGCAAACAAGUUUAUUAACGACGACAGCAACCUGAGAAAAAGAAGAAGAUGCCAAUAAUAACAGCGACUACAACAACGACGUCGACGGGGGCAGCAGCGGUGGCUGCGGGUGGCGGCGGUGCGGGAUCAGCAGGCGCAGCGGCUAAAUCUGCUGCUUUGUUGGCUAAGGCAAUGCCAGGCAGUUCAGCAGCGGCGCCAGCAGCGAGCGAUUACCUAAUGCACCAACACCAACAACAACAGCAACAGCAGCAGCAACAGCAACCACAGCCACAGCAGCAGCAGCAGCAGUUCAACAGCCAUUACUAUCAACAGCAGCAACAGUUGGCGCCGGCGUCGGUUGUGCUAAAUGCUUCCCACCAGCAUUCACAUCCACACUCGCAUCCACAUCCUGUUGUCAGCUCAGCAGCAGGCGCGACAACGGUAGCAGCAGCUGGCGCUGCUGGAGCAAUCGCGUCCAGCGUUGCAGCAACCAGUUUUGCAACAUUUAACGGAAACUCAAGUCUAAAUUCUAACCUUGCCAACGGAAGUAGUAGCCGGGCUAACCAUGUCAAGAAAUUCAAUUGCAACGAUUCCAGCGGCACGGAUCUAGCUGCUGUUGGCAACGGCGACAGCAACAGUUAUGCAAUGGCUGGCAUGCACAAGCCAGCAACAGCAGGCGCAACAACAACAACACCAGCAACAGCAACCGCUUCAGCAGCAAUUGCUGGUCCACCUCUGGGCUUGCCGCCUCCUGCUAUUAAGAAGUCUACGUCCGCAUCGCUGCACGCUUCGCGGGAAGAUGUUGCCUCGCUGGGCGGCACCUCCUCGCUGAACAGCCAGGUCUCUGGCCACCAUCAGCCGCAGUUCAUCGGUAACGGGACAGUCAAUGGCAAUGCAACCAGCGGACGCCCAGUCGGACAUCCCAGCAGCAUCCUGAAAGGCAGCAAAGAAAACCUUUUGCAAGGUCCGUACUACAAUGGCGAAGGCCGGGACAGCAGCAUGGGCAGUGAAUGUGGCGCUGCCGAUAUGAAUCAGGCGAACAACGAGGAUCCCGGCGAUGGCCUCGGACCACUGCCGCCCAAAUGGGAGACGGCCUAUACGGAGCGCGGCGAACUGUACUUUAUAGACCACAACACGGGCACCUCGCACUGGCUGGAUCCGCGUCUGUCCAAGUAUCAGAAAAAAUCGCUAGAGGAUUGCUGCGAGGAUGAGCUGCCCUACGGCUGGGAGAAGAUUGAGGACUCCAUGUAUGGCAUGUACUUUAUUGACCAUGUGAAUCGACGCACUCAGUAUGAGAAUCCGGUGCUUGAAGCGAAACGUCGUGCGGCUGAGCAACGCCAGCAGCAGCAGGAGCAACUGCAACUGCAACAACAGCAGAAGCAACAACAGCAGCAGCAGCAACAACAACAGCAACAUGCACCGCCGCCUCAGCAACGCUCAAAGACGCCGACGGCAGCGCAGGAGGCAGCGAAUGCCAGGCAAACUCCGUUGCCAGCGGCGCCAAUGCCAAUGGCAGCCAAUGCAGCCAAACUGCCGUACAAAUUCACACGCAAUCCGGCAGAGCUGCAGGGCCAGCGGAUAAACACAACGCUGGUGAAGUCGACGCGGGGAUUGGGCUUCACCAUUGUUGGCAGCGACGGCAGCAACGGCAGCGAUGUGGAGGAGUUUCUGCAGAUCAAGACAGUGGUGCCCAACGGUCCGGCCUGGCUGGACGGGCAGCUGCAGACGGGCGAUGUGCUGGUCUAUGUGAAUGACACUUGUGUGCUGGGCUACACGCACCACGACAUGGUCAACAUCUUUCAGUCCAUUCUGCCUGGUGAGACGGCUGCGCUGGAGGUGUGCCGCGGCUAUCCACUGCCCUUCGAUCCGAAUGAUCCGAACACUGAGGUCGUGACCACCAUGGCCGUGGACGUUAUGCCGUGCGAGUCGGAUAAGCAGCGUCGCUUGAACGUCGACCUGAACAUGGAUGGCAACUACAAUUUUCUGGAUUUGUCUGGCGAAGGCGUUAGCAAAGCGGCUGGAAGUGGUUUCAUCCUGAUGAAGAAGCCGGAGAUUUACACGUUUUCCAUUAUGAAGGGCGCCAUGGGCUUUGGCUUCACCAUCGCUGACUCCGCUUGCGGGCAGAUUGUGAAGAAGAUUCUCGACCGCAACUGCUGCACUCAGCUGUUGGAAGGAGAUGUGCUGCUCGAGAUAAACGGCAUCAAUGUGCGCAACAAACCUCACUUCUAUGUGGUGGAGCUGCUCAAGGAGUGCAGCCAAACCACGCCCACCACUCUCAAGAUACAGCGCACGCCGCCCGAGCAAUCGGCCGCUGGCCAGGGCCUGGGCAAUGUGGCCAAUCUGCGCAAGAACUUUGUGGGCGGCACUGGCGCCGGACUGUUUCGCAGCAAAACGCCCACCGCUGAUCUGUACAGCACUCAGCCCAAAGAGGUGCUGCCCAUGCGGCCCAAGACUCCGUUGGUGGACACGCGACGUGCUCGCGUCCUGACGCCAAAUAACGAAUUGCAGCAGGCGGAUGCGGGUGCAUCCGUGGAGAACAAGGCAUUGCAUCUGCAGGGGUCGGCGGGCAAGUCGAACAAUAGUCUGCAGGAGCUGGACGAUAUACCGUUUAUGGAUCCCUAUCCCAAGAUGGUCAGUCGACUGAGUGAGCGCCUGGCCGAGGCCACACUACAGAACAACGUCGAUGUGGAUGUGGGCGAUGGAGGCAACUACAAUCCAAUUUACGGCUUGCCACCCAGCAUGCAGCCGCUGCCACUGCCGCUGGGUCAUCAUGAAUCCUGCUACUGCUACGAUUGCCAGGCGCAGCGCUACCAACGACCGCAGCAGCCGUCGCAGCUGGGCUAUUACGUGCAGCAGCCGCCAGUUUCAGUUUCAUCGGCCACCGGGCAGUACUCGCCGUUGCAAGCGGCGCACAUCCAGAACGAGCGGAUGCAGCGUCGCGUCAAUGAGCUGCUGAGCGAUAGACGGCGCGUGGGAUUCGCCAACUUGGAUCCGCCUCAACAGCAGCUGCAGCUGCAGCAUUCGCCCAGCUGGCGUAAUGGUGCCUUGCUGGAUGCCUCGGAGGAUGCGGAGCAGUGUGAGCUGACCGAGGUGACGCUGGAGCGCCAGGCGAUGGGCUUCGGCUUUCGCAUCGUCGGUGGCACAGAGGAGGGCUCUCAGGUGACUGUGGGCCACAUAGUGCCGGGCGGGGCGGCGGAUAAUGAUCAUCGAAUUGCCACCGGCGAUGAGAUCCUCAGCAUCGAUGGCAUUAAUGUGCUAAACUCUUCGCAUCAUAAAGUCGUCUCAUUGGUGGGCGAGUCUGCCGUGCGUGGUCAGGUGACAAUGAUAUUGCGUAGGCGACGGGCUCCGCUGCUUCAGCAAGCGCCGCUGCAGCAACUGCGACGCUAUCCCUACGAUGUGAUUGUCAGUCGGCAUGAGAACGAGGGAUUUGGCUUUGUCAUAAUCUCCUCAUCGAAUCAUUACUACGGCUCCACAAUUGGCAAGCUUAUACCUGGCAGUCCGGCCGAUCGCUGCGGCGAGCUGAAAGUGGGCGACAGGAUUAUUGCUGUUAACCGCAUCGAUAUUGCGGGCAUGUCGCAUGGCGAUGUCGUGAAUCUUAUAAAGGAAUCUGGGUUACAUGUGCGCCUCACCAUCGGCUGUCCGCUCAAAGAGGGCGGACCCAGUCCCGGCGGCAGCAGUGCGGGCAUGGGCUCGAAUACGCCACUGCAAGCAUCGCCCAGUUUACUCAAAGCUCCACARCAACAACAGCAACCGCAACACCAACAUCACCAGCAGCAACAGCAACACCAUCAACAGCAUCAACAAUUGGAAAUGCCAGGACUAGGUCCCAUGCCUGGCAGCUAUCUGGAGCGGGCCAGUACAAAUAUCGCAGCCACUCUCGCCCUGCACCAGCAGCCACAGUUAUGACUCUGAGAUCUACGGAUUCGGCUCUACAAGAGCUUUCUUUAGCUAGUUUAAAUGUGCAUUUUACGCGUGCAGUGCCGUAGUUCUAUAAAUAACUGCUAAGUAACCCCAAAGACUGAAUUUAGUAAGCAUAUGCAACAUUUCAAAUUUGCGAAUCUCCAAGCGCUUCGUGAAGCUACACAAAAUUGUCAUAAAAAUCGGUUUUCUUUUCUCUAUCCCUUAGCCUUAGUGACGACUUGCCUUAUAGCCUAGUUAGAUAUAUAAGUUAUUAAUGAAAUCACGAGCUUUUCUGCUAUGUAUAGAUCAAAUGUAUCUGAUGUCAUAUGAAAUGGCAUCAUUUUAACAGUUUAGCAUAUCGCUAUCUAUAUAAAUAUUAUUGUAAGAUGC